Euleptes europaea (tarantolino) is the source of this 1668-nucleotide messenger RNA. It is a transcript of the gene POLR3C, whose product is annotated as RNA polymerase III subunit C. The record is from RefSeq and is a predicted model, not a curated record. NCBI's taxonomy places the organism in Eukaryota, Metazoa, Chordata, Lepidosauria, Squamata, Sphaerodactylidae. Gene Ontology annotation, biological process: DNA-templated transcription. The coding region runs from base 27 to 1625 and encodes 532 amino acids. Gene Ontology annotation, molecular function: single-stranded DNA binding. Gene Ontology annotation, cellular component: RNA polymerase III complex. The transcript has 14 exons.
UGGACUGGUAACGAUUCCUCAUCAAGAUGACCCAGGCCGAAAUCAAACUCUCUUCCCUCCUGCUGUGUGAGCAUUUUGGUGAGAUUGUGGAAAAGAUUGGGACGCACCUCAUCCGCACGGGAAGCCAGCCGUUACGGAUGAUCUCUCAUGACACUGGGAUGUCACUCGACCAGGUUCGGAAGGCGCUCUGCGUGCUUAUCCAGCACAACCUGAUGACGUACCAGCUGCAGAAGCGAGGUUUGGUAGAGUACGAAGCCCAGUGCGGCCGAGUCCUGCGGAUCCUCCGCUAUCCCCGGUACAUCUACACCGCCAAGACCCUCUACAGCGACACGGGUGAGCUGAUUGUGGAAGAGCUGCUGCUGAACGGCAAGAUGACCAUGAGUGCCGUGGUGAAGAAGGUGGCCGACCGGCUGACGGAAACAAUGGAAGAUGGAAAAACAAUGGACUACAGCGAAGUCUCCAACACCUUUGUGCGCCUGGCAGACACUCACUUCGUUCAGAGAUGUCCAUCAGCCCCUGAGAGCCCGGAGCCUUCAGAGACCCCUCUUCCUCCUGCGCCCACACUGGUGUUCAACGAGAAGGAGAUGUACACAGUCCCACGACUAAAUCUCAUAGGGAAGGGGAAGAGAAGGCACUCUGACGACGACGACGACUGUGAACACAAGGCAAAGCGGCAGAAACCAAACACAGAAAGCAAAGAGCCCCUGCCUGAUGAUGGAAUCUACUGGCAGGUCAACAUCGACCGUUUCCACCAGCAUUUCCGGGAUCAAGUGAUCGUUAGCGCUGUGGCCAACAGGAUGGACCAGACCAGCAGUGAGAUUGUGCGCACGAUGCUGCGAAUGAGUGAAGUGACCACCUCGUCCAAUGCACCGUACACCCAGCCGCUGUCUUCCAAUGAGAUAUUCCGGUCACUUCCAGCUGGUUACAACAUCUCCAAGCAAAUUCUCGACCAGUAUCUCACCCUGUUAGCAGAUGACCCACUGGAGUUUGUUGGGAAAUCUGGCGAGAGUGGUGGUGGCAUGUACGUGAUCAACCUACACAAGGCCUUGGCAUCUCUGGCCACUGCAACACUGGAAUCGAUCGUCCAAGAAAGGUUUGGAUCCCGCUGUGCCCGAAUCUUCCGUCUCCUCCUGAAGAAGAAGCAUUUGGAACAGAAGCAAAUAGAAGACUUUGCCAUGAUUCCUGCCAAAGAAGCAAAGGAAAUGAUGUAUAAGAUGCUGUCGUCUAGUGUUGUCACCCUGCAGGAAAUCCCCAAAACGCCCGACCAUGCUCCUUCCCGGACUUUCUACCUAUAUUCAGUCAACAUGCUCUCAUCUGCUCGGCUGCUGCUCCACCGCUGUUACAAGAGCGUAGCCAAUCUGAUUGAAAGACGACUGCACGAAACCAAAGAGAACAGGCGUCUGCUGGAGAAAUCCCAGCGGGUGGAGGCCAUCCUCGCCUCAAUGCAGGCCACGGGCACAGAGGAGGCGCAACUGCAAGAGAUCGAGGAGAUGAUCACAGCCCCGGAGCGGCAGCAGCUGGAGAGCCUCAAGCACAAUGUGAACAAGAUCGAUGCCAGUGAAAACCAAGUGGACGAGACCAUUUUCCUCCUGGAGUUGUACAUCAACAGCACUGUGAAGCACUGAGCAGAUUCCUACCUGCUGGGAAGAGAGACGGCAGGCAACUGAG